AUGGGCACCGGGGAUUACAUCUGCGUUACGCUACGCGGUGGUGCACCCUGGGGGUUCUCCCUGCGGGAGGGAGAGGGGGACACCUACAGACCUUUCUUAGUCUCCCAGAUAGAAGACGGGGGUCGUGCCUUCCUUGCUGGAGUGCGAGAAGGUGAUGAGGUGGUGUCACUCAACGGAGAGCCAUGUGCUGAACUCACCUUUUUACGAGCCGUUGCACUCAUCGACACAUCCAUCGACUGUCUGCAGCUUCUUGUCAAAAGAUACUGCACCAUCCCCCAGGGAGAAUCUGAAUCAGAAGAGACAUACUGUGGUGGGAGGGUCUCCUCCUGUGAGGCUUUAAAGAGCACCACCCUCCACAUCUUUACCCCAAAGCACAGGUCCCAAAACCCAACGGGACUCUACAUAUCCGAGUCCCAGGAUGAGGCUUAUAAUGGGGAGUUGGGCAGCGACACAGAGUUUCACAAGGAACCCCAGCUGCUUCACACCCAGCUACAUGUUGCAUCAUCUGGUGAUGGGAGAGACCGGGAGCAUGACUUUCAGGAAAAUGAUGAUGAAGGACGGCAGUGCUUCUCCCCUGGGAACAUGGUUGAGCUCCAGGUGUCCCUGUCUGAGCAAACCUUGGACGACUUGGGCUGCAGCUCUCUUGGGAGUGCUCAUGGGAUAGACGGAGAAAUCUCAAACAAAGAGGCUGUUGACAUGACCCACACCGCCACCGUGUCACACUAUGUACCGUGUUCCGUCAGAGAGCCACUCGGCCAGCAUGGAGUGGUGUUCAGCUCUCCUUCGAUGCUGAGGCAGGUGGAGGUCCUUUUGCAGCAGGCAGCAGCAUCAGGGGCAGGGAGGGGCCUCCUGAGUGUGGGUGGCCCCAUGGUCAGUGGAAGUGUUGGAUCCCAAAGUGAAGGAGAGGAAGGAGGAGUUCACUGCGAGGGAGUUCCUGGGUCUUUCACUGUCUCAUUUGAAAUUCCAUCAGAAGAGGCGACACCAGCGGAAGAGCACAAUUCUGACUCUGAGGGGGAUCAAGACAAACCCAACAAGCAUCGGGCAAAACACGCCAGGCUCAGGCGCAGCGAGAGUCUGUCUGAGAAGCAGGUGAAAGAGAACAAGUCCAAAUGUAAACGCAUUGCUCUCCUUCUUACGGCUGCUCCGCCCAACCCCAACAACAAGGGUGUGUUGAUGUUCAAGAAACAUCGUCAGAGGGCCAAGAAAUACACACUGGUGAGCUACGGCACAGGAGAAGACGAACAAGAGUACAGCGACGAAGACGACGAGGAAAACGAAGACGAGAAACAAGAAACCCAAGCUGUUGAAUUUACCUUUGUGGCUCCAAAUGGUUCUGAAAUAGAAAAGCAUUUCGUCACUAAUGCCCAUAAUAGCAAAGGUGUGCUAACUAUCAAUUGGGACAAGGGUCUCCUUGAGAUCGAAAGGAACCUGAACAACCAAGCAGAGAUGGAAUGUUUGCCUGAUACCAAGGGCAAGGGUGCUGUAAUGUUCGCCCAACGGCGUCAAAGGAUGGAUGAGAUUUCAGCUGAACAUGAGGAACUUAGGCGUCAGGGGAUUCCCGUGGAAGGAGUGACAGUGGUUGAAAAAAAGACAGAAGAGCACUCCUACAUGCAAUCAACAACAGAGGGCCAUGCUUACAUGGAUGUAAAUAUACACCAACAAAGCCAAAACCAACAACAGUACCAGCAAUAUCAGGAACAGCAGUACUAUGAGCAACAACAGAACUACCAACAACAACAACAACAACAACAACAACAACAGUAUCAGCAGCAACAGUAUGAACAACAGCAGUAUCAACAGCAAAUGUAUCAGCAGCAGCAGCAGCAAGAAUAUCAUAGAGAGAAACAGGAAAUGCAGCACUAUUCUACAAACAUCAAUGGCAUGGUCCAACAUCAAACCAGUGAAAUACAGAGUACUUUCAACAAUCGUACUGCAAAGCCAUUCUCAGUGGAAAACACGCCAGCUACCCUUUAUUCUCCCACAUUGAGUGGGACCAAUCAAGAUGUUGUAGGCCAAGGAGAGCAGAUAGCUUCCCGUGAUGAGCGCAUUUCUACUCCUGCAAGCCGGACUGGUCUUUUGUCUGACUCAAGGAGAAGAAAUGCUGGCAAGCCUAUGUUCACAUUUAAGGAAGCCCCAAAAGUAUCGCCUAACCCAGCACUGCUAAACCUCCUCAACAGAAAGGAUAAGAAGUUGGGAUUUGAGUCAGGACCUGAGGAAGACUACCUUAGUCUUGGGGCUGAGGCUUGUAAUUUCUUGCAGUCUCAACAAAUUAAACACAAGACACCUCCACCAGUAGCUCCAAAGCCUGCGAUCAACCCCAACUCUCCUCCUUGGUCCCCACAGUUAGAAGUGACCAACCAGGACAUGCCUCAACAGGCUGAAAAUAGUGUAUCUACACCUGCUGUAGCCCCCACCACAGAGACUACCCCUGCUCCAGAACUAGAGCCAACCCCAACCCCAGCACCUGCCCCUGAGCCCUCUCCCCCUCUUGCCCCCCAGAAGACUCCUGCCAGCAACCCCACAGAGGAACAGCACACAUGGAAUCCCCCGGAGCCUGAAUCUCAACAACAGCCUCUGCAAGUGAUAGCUCUGGAGGAAAAUACUCAUAUCAAUUCUACUCUGCAGCCUGAGCCUGUUCCUGUUCCUAGCUGGGCUCCAGCACAAAUCCAAGCACAACAUCAGCCAUCUACUAGUCCUUGGCAUCCAGCUCAAGUGCAGUCCCAGGAAGCGCCUCAUAGUCAGUCCCCACCACAGCCGCCUUGGAUGACACAACAACCUUCUCAGACCCAAGCACAGCCUCAACCUCCCACAAAUACUUGGACCCCUCAAAUGCAGCCAUCAUCCUGGACUCAGCCUCAAAGACAAGCACCAGCCCAGACCCAAGCUCAGCCAUGCUGGACCCAGCCUCAAGAGCAACCACAGUCUCCACAGGUUCAGCCACACUGGGCACACUCACAUGAACAGCCAAAUCAGCAGCAAAUGCAACCAACUUGGGGUCAACCUCAAGAACUAGUGCAGCAGCAGCCCCAGGCCCCAUGGGCACAGCCAUCACAAACAGACGUUCAGCAUCAGCCAACAUGGGUGCAACACCCCCAGCAAAAAUCCCAAGCACAACCUCCUUGGGCUCAACAGGUUCAACCAGAACCCCAGGCACAGCCACCAUGGGUUCAGCAACCACAGCAUCAGGCACCACAACAAGCAUGGCCAGGUCAGCCCCAACCACCAUGGGUCUCAGCUCAACCUCAACUUCAACAGCAACAGCAACCUUUAAUUAGUGCAUGGCCUCCAUCGCAAACUCAAGCCCAAGUGCAGCCACCUUGGAUCCAAUCAGCCCAAGCACAACCCCCAGCUCAGCCUCAAGCCAAUUUGAAUCCAAGGUCUUCAGUACCUGCUCAGGCUCAGUCCCCUCCAUCAUGGGCCCAGCACCCUUCAGAACAUGGUCAGCACCCCAUGACUUCUUGGACACCAGAGCAAAAUCAGGCACAACCUCAACAACCUUGGGUUCAACCAGUUCCACCCCAGCCCACACCACAGCCAAACUGGCAACAAUCCACUUCAAAGACUCCACCACAGCCACCAAUAAAUACAUGGCCUCCACCUCAGACACAACCUCAGGCACCUAUAAAUGCUUGGGCACCACAGUCGCAGCAAACGGCAGUGAAUGUUUCCUCGUCAAUGGUGAACACUCCGUCUCCAAAACCUUGGCAUCCACCACAAAAUGCCCCACACAAUCUGACCCCUCCACUUCCACCACAGCGAAUGCACUCUUUAACCAUUGGUCAACGAGCUUCAUCACCCAUCAAUCCAAUGGCCACUGUCUUGAACCCAUCAUCCCAUGGUCCAGCUUUUGAGAUGCUAGUCGUCAGAGGGAAAGGAGCUGAUAUGUUUGCCAAGAGGCAGUCUCGUAUGGAGAAAUUUGUUGUGGACUCUGAGACUGUACAAGCAAACAAGACUAGCCGGUCGACAUCGCCAGUUGCUUCCUUACCGAAUGAGUGGAAAUAUACACCCAACGUACGUGCUCCUCCUUCACGGGGAUAUAAUCCUAUUCAGUCUCCUUCUUACCCCCCAGCGGCAAUAAAGCAGCCCCCUCCAGGUAGCCCUUCAACCAAAGCCAAGAAAAAAGGCAAAGAGAAACAAAAGCCUGCCCCUAAACCCCUAAAUGUGUUAGAUGUUAUGAAGCACCAACCCUAUCAACUCAAUUCCUCACUCUUUACCUAUGGCCCAGCAGUAGAGGCUGCAAAUCCCCCUGCACCUAAGGCAGACUGUUCACCUCCUAAUCCACCUGUUGAAAACCAACCAAUUAGAUAUGAGCAAAUAGCCCUUGCCCAGCCAGCUGAAUCAUUUAAUGCUCCAUACCCCCAGCAAGCCUAUGGGAUGCCAAUGCAGCCCAAUAUGCAGGAUGGCCAAUACCAACAAAACCCAGCUAAUGUUUAUCCUCCCUCCAAUUCUUAUCAGCACCCCGCUGGCGGGCCAUACCAGCAAGCAUAUAAUCAACAAACGUAUCAGCAACCUGUCCCACCUGCUUAUCAUCCCCAAGCUCCUCAGUCUUCAAAUCCUCCCUACCAACAGGCACCGCAGGCCCUUUACCAAGCAGCCAAUAGCCCUCCCUACCUGACACCUCCCUCAGUACCUUACCAGCCACAGCCUCCCAGUGGCUACGUUGCUCCUAGUUUUCCUGUAGCUGCAAGGCCUGAAUCUGUAGCAAGUGGCAACACUGUAGCUGCUCCUAAACCCAAGUUCACAGCUAAAAAGAGCUCAGCUCAGGUGUGGAAGCCCAACGUAGUUGAUAAAUAA
This is a messenger RNA of Cyclopterus lumpus (lumpfish), 4794 nucleotides long. RefSeq names its product synaptopodin-2. The record is from RefSeq and is a predicted model, not a curated record. The coding region runs from base 1 to 4794 and encodes 1597 amino acids. The transcript is spliced from 4 exons. Gene Ontology annotation, cellular component: nucleus; Z disc; actin cytoskeleton. Gene Ontology annotation, molecular function: actin binding. Lineage: Eukaryota; Metazoa; Chordata; Actinopteri; Perciformes; Cyclopteridae. Gene Ontology annotation, biological process: positive regulation of actin filament bundle assembly.